This is a messenger RNA of Zootermopsis nevadensis, 1694 nucleotides long. RefSeq lists its product as uncharacterized. NCBI's taxonomy places the organism in Eukaryota, Metazoa, Arthropoda, Insecta, Blattodea, Termopsidae. The record is from RefSeq and is a predicted model, not a curated record.
UACCGUUCUCCGCUCCAUCGCCACGCGAUCCGUCCCGUUCGUACGCUCCGCUGACCGCGGAGACCAAGAUCCAGUGACGUUUGUGGUGGUUCGUAUUUCCCGAGCUGCUGGCUUCAAGAAUCAGAAUAAUGGCUGAUAUGCUGAUAGUCUCUCAGCUGGUCAGUUAAUUUCAUUACAGCACGUACCAGUGAUUUUGUUUACUCGUUUUAAUAUUAUCCUCCCACCGACAUCGCAUUUGGUGAAAAGAAAUUGUCAAAUUUCGGUAGUUCCCCCCCCUCCGCCCCCCAGUAUCGACGCCCCCAGGCGUCAAGAGUGGGUCGAGCGAAUAGCCGCUCAGUCGCUUGCCAGCUGUGCCGGGUGAACGUGGCAGUGCACUGUCGGCCGGCGAGCGAGCAUGAGCGAUCUACAGCGAAGUGACAUUCCUUGGAUGGAUGAAAGUGACGAGUGGGGUGCCUCUGCAGCUUCGUCUUUUGUCACGGAGAACGGCGAGGCGACGGUCUUAGUGGGCGUCGUGAUAGCGGUUCUUGCGGCAGUCAUAAUCCUAUUCAUUCUGGCACUGCUCAUCGACUGCAGGACUCGGAAACACGUGUCUCCAGCAAGCAGGAUUAGCGGGAAAACAACCGCGAUACCAAAACGGACAAAGUUCCCCCAGUUUAUCCGAAACAGUGCAACAAACAACGAGAACAUAACAUUUGCAAAUCAAAUGUGUACCGAGAACAGCGCGACGUUACCGGCAGUGCCCGGCAGCGUGGAGAAUUGCUAGCGGGAGCGUGGUGUUGCGACAAGAAACUGGAGCCAACGAUUAUGGUGACUGCACGUGCGCGUAUCAACAGCAAAGCGAAUACUUGCCAGUGCAGGAUGUCAUCACAUUUCUUUCCAUCAAUGGCAAAUACUUCAGCUUACGACCGUGCAUAUGAAUCCUAACCUCAUUUUCUCACCCACUCCACGAAAAGAAACAUCACAUGCUUCCCCAUUCUGUUUCGAGGGUCCAUUAUGGUGGUGGGUUUCCCCAUCUGUUCAAACUCACUGAAUUUUGCAUAUCGUUCCACUAUUUUAUACGUCGCUUACGAUUUCCUGAAAGAUCCCUAGAUGGCAGACACGAUAUGGUGCAGUGACUAACUCUCCUGCUUUGACCUGGGAAAACAGCUAUUCCGGCUGAAAUGUUUCGUGCCAGAUACAAACAAUAUCGUCAGUUUGCAGUCAUAUCCCGGAAGCAAUACCCGGAGUACAUUCAGCGCGCAGUUGUCGUUAAAAUCGAAGUGGUUCGAGCCAAACAGCACCACUCAGAAACAUUCAUCUACAUGCUACUGUGUGUCAUCGACUGUAAAACCUGAUGAAAACGACGACGUCAAACACACUGCCAUACGAAGUUCUUCAAACGCAAGGGCUCGACAACUCUCAUUUUAUGUAGCCUGGUGUAUCAAUCAGAGAAAAUCUAAAGGAUUUCUCCUUCUCAAAAAACUGCACAGAAGAACAUCAAUUCAUCAAUAGGAUUGACAAUGGAGGCAGCAGGGACCUCUGAAACGUCGGCAAACUUCUACCGGACUACACGGCGCGACAUCCCAGAAGACGUCCGUCUUCGUACUGUGCCUGAACUCUUCGUUUGCUCAGAACUGACGCUACUUUAGACAGGGGGAGGAAAUGGAAUUAAAUAUAUUUAUAUUUACAAUUCAUUAAAUUUAUUUGCCACUUCA